Molecule: messenger RNA, 3176 nt
Organism: Otolemur garnettii (small-eared galago)
Lineage: Eukaryota; Metazoa; Chordata; Mammalia; Primates; Galagidae
Gene: RETSAT
Product: retinol saturase
Exons: 11
Coding region: 178-2010 (610 amino acids)
Source: RefSeq, a predicted model, not a curated record
AGUACGGAGAGCCGGCAGGGCUAAUCCGCUCCGCAGCGCGCGCUUCUCUCUAAUUGACUAAAGCGUGCUCCAUGCUUCCUCCGCAUCCUGAGUGGGCAAAGUCGGUGGGCGGAGCCUUGGUCCUAGAGGCUGAGCAAAGUCCGAGCCGGCGCAUUUCGCGGACCUGAGGCAGGCGCAAUGUGGCUUACGCUGGGGCUGCUGCUGGCCGUGCUGCUGUUGGCGGUCCUCGGAAAAGUUUGCCUGGGGCUAUUCGGAGGCAGCUCCCCGAAUCCCUUCUCUGAGGAUGUCAAGCGGCCACCAGCGCCCCUGGUGACGGACAAGGAGGCCAGGAAGAAGAUUCUCAAACGAGCUUUCUCAGUCAGCCAAGUGCCAGAGAAGCUGGAUGUGGUGGUGAUUGGCAGUGGCAUUGGGGGCCUGGCUGCAGCUGCAAUUUUGGCUAAAGCUGGCAAGCGAGUCCUGGUGUUGGAACAACAUACCAAGGCAGGGGGCUGUUGUCAUACCUUUGGAAAAAAUGGCCUUGAAUUUGACACAGGAAUCCAUUAUAUUGGGCGCAUGCAAGAGGGCAGCAUUGGCCGUUUCAUCUUGGACCAGAUCACUGAAGGGCAGCUGGACUGGGCUACCCUGUCCUCUCCUUUUGACAUCAUGGUACUAGAAGGGUCUGAUGGCCGAAAGGAGUUCCCCAUGUACAGUGGAGAGAAGGCUUACAUUCAGGGCCUCAAGGAGAAGUUUCCACAGGAAAAAGCUGCCAUUGACAAGUAUAUGAAGCUGGUUAAGGUGGUAUCUGAGGGAACCUCCCAUGCCAUCCUGCUUAAGUUCCUCCCAUUGCCUGUGGCUCGGCUCCUUGUCAGGUGUAGGCUGCUGACUCGGUUCUCUCCAUUCCUUCGUGCAUCUACCCAGAGCCUGGCUGAGGUCCUGCAGCAGCUGGGAGCCUCCCCUGAGCUCCAGGCAGUGCUCAGCUACAUCUUCCCCACUUACGGUGUGACCCCCAGCCACACCACCUUUUCCAUGCACGCUGUGCUGGUUCACCACUACUUAAAAGGGGCCUUUUAUCCUCGAGGGGGUUCCAGUGAAAUUGCCUUCCACACCAUCCCUGUGAUUCAGCAGGCUGGGGGUGCUGUCCUGAUGAAGGCCACUGUGCAGAGCGUGUUACUGGACUCAACUGGAAAAGCCUGUGGUGUCAGUGUGAAGAAGGGCCAUGAGCUGGUAAAUAUCUACUGCCCUAUCGUGGUCUCAAAUGCAGGACUGUUCAACACCUAUGAGCACUUAUUGCCGGAGAAAGCCCGCUGUCUGCCAGGUGUGCAGCAGCAGCUGAAGAUGGUACGGCCUGGUUUGGGCAUGUUCUCUGUUUUCAUCUGUCUACAAGGCACCAAGGAGGACCUAGGUCUGUCGUCUACCAACUACUACGUUUACUAUGACACGGAUUUGGACAAAGCGAUGGAGCACUAUGUCUCUACACCCAGGGAAAAGGCUACAGAACACAUCCCCCUUCUCUUCAUUGCUUCCCCAUCCGCCAAGGACCCGACUUGGGAGGACCGAUUCCCAGACCGGUCCACGAUGAUCGUGUUGGUGCCCAGCGCCUAUGAAUGGUUUGAAGAGUGGCAAGCAGAGCCGCAGGGAAAGCGGGGCAGUGACUACGAGACCCUCAAAGACUCCUUUGUGGAAGCCUCUAUGUUGGUGGUCAUGAAACUGUUCCCGCAACUGGAGGGGAAGGUGGAGAAUGUGACUGGAGGAUCCCCACUGACCAACCAGUUCUAUCUGGCAGCUCCCCGAGGGGCCUGCUACGGGGCUGACCAUGACCUUCGCCGUUUGCAUCCUUGUGCGAUAGCCUCCAUGAGGGCCCAAAGCCCCAUCCCCAACCUCUACCUGACAGGCCAGGAUAUCUUCACCUGUGGACUGAUGGGGGCCCUGCAAGGGGCCUUGCUGUGCAGUAGUGCUAUCCUGAAGCGGAACUUGUACUCAGACCUUAAGGAUCUUGCCUUAACGAUCCAGGCACAGAAGAAGAAUCAUUAGUUCAGUCUGGGAUGAGUGAGAGGAAUUUGGCCAGUGGCUAGGGCAGCUCCUCUGACUUACCCAUAAUGUGUUUCUACAGUAGUUCCAAGUACACAUAAAGCACUCUAAUUUAAAGUUCUGAUUUCUGAAUAGAUGCCUAGCAUAAAUCUUAGCUCUGAAACAGAAGUUCAUCUGGCUGGGGCACAUGAUGAUCUUUCCACCUUCUAUGGCAUGAUAUCACUACUGAAAGGCUUGGUCUGGGCUGCUAAUUUGCCUAGCCUAGACGUCCCAGUGCAGUGCUCUGCGCCCUUCACCCGUACCUCUUGUCUCUCCACAAUGAAACUGAAUAUUCCACCAUUGGGGGGAUGGAACCCCUUACAUUGCUGGUCAUCUCAAGCAGGUGGGUCCAGGUCUGCCCUGACGCUUCUCUUGUCAUUCACUCAGAGCUGCACUGCAGAAGUCUACGCUACUGAGGGAAGAGGGUGAGCAAGGAGGUUUUAGUCAAAACCUGGGGCAUGGGUAUAGUUAUGGUUCUACAGGUUCAAGGGGUUCCAGUGGCUCUUCAGAAGACAGGAAAUACCUGUGACAGGUUCAGUGUGAUUCUGGAGAUUGGGGUGACUCUAAGACCUAUUAGUUAAUAAGGUAUGUGUUAAAAGAGCGUAUUCAUAGUAAAGCGUAGGUCUGUCUCCCUUGCAAUCAGGUUCUCCAUGUGCCAACACCAGGGCACCCUCAAAGAGCUCAGUACCUUGAGCCCAGCUUCAAGCCUUAUCCUCUGAGAGGAUAUUGGGAUCAGUGAUAUUAGAGCACAGACCAGCAAGAAGAUGACUUCACUGGUUUAAAGCAGGCUAAAGAGGUAUUCCAGGUAUGGGCAUAGCCAAGGAUAGCACCAGGAGGCAGUAAGAAUAUACCCUAAACAAUGGUUUUGCACUGAGUACAAAAUGAGCUGCUGGGGGCAGGGGAGCAGGGUCCAGAGGUGGAAACUCAGUUUGGGGCCGAACAUGGAAAGCUAUACAAUGUGUACAAAGCCCAGAAUGGCAUAUGCAGUUUACUGCCACAUCUGUGAAGAUUGGAUGUGAUAGUGAAUGAAGGCUCAAAUUCAUGGAAAUCACCGUUGACUUGUGUUAAACACCAAGGUCUUAUUUUAGUCCAUGUUCAUAUUAAUAAAUUUAAUGAUUUCAUUGUCUUAA